Molecule: messenger RNA, 1350 nt
Organism: Chinchilla lanigera (long-tailed chinchilla)
Lineage: Eukaryota; Metazoa; Chordata; Mammalia; Rodentia; Chinchillidae
Gene: Tmem229a
Product: transmembrane protein 229A
Source: RefSeq, a predicted model, not a curated record
GCUGGAGGAGCCCCAAGCCAGGGGCUCCCCGACCUGCUCCGCUUUCUGUUCUUCGGAAUGCACGGCUUCCUGGACGAGAUCUUCUUUACCUUCUUCUUCAACGUGCUGGGGCAGGGGGACGGGACGAGCAGCGGGCACACGUCGCUUUGGUCCUUCUUCAUGUAUGGCAGCUGCAGUUUCGUGGUGGAAAAGCUCUACUUCCACCUCCACUACAGCCGCGGCUGGGGCACCUGGAAGCGGGUGCCCAUCUACGUGAUCUUCAUCUACGCUUGGGAGUUGUCCUGGGGUCUGGGACUUCGCACGUGCGGGGCUUGCUCCUGGGAUUAUUCUCACUACCCGCUGAAUUUCAUGGGCCUCAUCACGCUGUUGUAUUUACCUGGUUGGAUAUUCCUUAGCGUGUACCAGGACCUGCUUUCCAACGUGUUAUGGCGUGUGCAGUACGUACCAGCUAACUAAGACCGGGAAAAAAGGAAAGAAGAAAAAGUCAUUGGAAUCCCUUGAAUGAAUGCAAUUUAUUUUUUCACAUUUCAGUCUUUUAAUUUUUAUACACUUUACUAAACUCUUCCAAUCUGUUUUCUUGGACAUUUUAAUUUUUCUGAGCAUUUGGGACCUAUGUACAGUACUUUGAAAUACUAUACUACUCGAAAAUCACUGAAAGCAUUUACUAACUCACUAAUAUUUUAAAACCUUUACAAGCCCAAACAGCGAAACCAUUGUACCUUAAUAUCGGAAUGCUGUAGUGUUCACUUGUCCAGAUGUAGAUGGGUGAUAGCUAUUAAUUUUUCUUUUUUAAUACAGAAAUUCUUCAAAUCAGAGACCAGUGAUUUUUACAAGAUUUAGAGCAAUUUUCUUACUUUUGUUUUAUUUUUAACCAGAUUUUAUGUUAAUUCCUUGCUAUACUUACCAAUGACAGCUGAAACUCCUAUGUCUUGUACUUUUGAAACUGCAGUUCACAGCUCUUAAAGUGCCUCUGUCUAGCACACAAGUGAAAAGAAGCUGAGAAAUGUGGAAAAAAAAUCCUAUGAACAGAUUUUGCAAUGAGAAAUCUUUUCUAACCACUCAGACUGGUGACACUGUGCUCAGAUAUUCGAUCACUGUCCUGGAAAUGAUUGUUUUCCAAUCAUUCAGUUAGCCUUAAGCACCAAGUGUGUUGAUCAGAUCCUGUGUUAUCCAUAGCUGUAAAGUUUUGUUACUGUGUAGUAAUGUAACAGUGUACCCCGUUUCCCCAGGGCCAAGUGAAAUUAUACCACCUUCCAUAGUGUUCUAAUGCUAAGGUACAUUUUCUACGUGGAGAUUCAAGCACAGAAACACAGUACCUUGGAAUAAAAUGAGCCUGAAUGGUAACACUAA